AUGCCGUCCGAGCAAUUUCGGCUGCAGACCGUGGAGGCCCUGCGGAACACCCGCAAAGGGCGGCUGCGCUACUGCCGCGACUGGAGCCCGCUCGAGGAGGGCAUCUUGGAAGAGGAUAAAGCCCCUCCGGUGUUGUCUCGUUGUACAGGUUGGGUGCUUGAAAAAAUCAUCUCCCAUUCUCCAAAGUCAGAUGCUCCUCUCUUGGCAAAAUCCACUCCUGAAGGAGCGUCCCUUUUCCAUGGUUUAUCAUUAAUUGAUGCCUCUCCUGUCAAUCAGGACAGCCCCCUGCCCUCGUUAAUAGAAGCCCCAGCUGACGUCCAGAAAUGGAGAAGCACGGAGAGCAACCAGGAGCCCCUCACCCUGACCCCCCCGUCCAAAAGUACGGGAGUCGAAGGCCUCAUUCAUUUGCACAAGGAGAUCCAGAAGCUGAAAGGAAAGGAGCAGCUGAAGCAACGCUUGGAGCAGCAGGAGCAGGCGGGGAAGGCCGCCACCGAAGAGGCCAGCGAGUUGCUGAAGCGUUUCGACGAGCUGAAGGAGCUGAAGCAACACCAGGAGUACCAGCACCUUCAGCAAGAGAUGGAGAACAGCUCCAAAGAGGCUCAAGGCCAGCAGGAAAAACUGAAGGAGGAACAUCGGCGCAGAGCCAAGCUUUUGAGCCGGAAGCUCCGUGAGGCCGAGCAGCAGCGCCAGCGGCAGGAAAACCUGGAGCGCCAGCGGCGGGAGGAGAGCCAGGAGCGCCUGCGCCGCCUCUACGCCAUCCAGGAGGAGGUCCUGCAGAUCCACCAGCAAGUCGGCCUGGGCGCCAGGCAGAAAGAGCUGCCCACCAUCGAUUUCUCCCUCUUCAACAACCGGGGCAAUCAGCUCUGCGGGGAGGUCUCUGCCUUGGUCCGCAUGGCCAACGAGCAGGCUUUCCCCACCGAGGCCGAUGUGGCUUCCGCUGACCACGUCCUGCUCAAAAUGCACCAGCUCCUUUCCGACAUGCAGCAAGAAAUUGGUUUGGCCCUGGAAGAGAAAAAGAAGAAGGAGGAGGAGGAGAAGGUGGUUUUGGCUGCGGCUGCAGCAGCCGAGGCCCAAAAAACAGAGGAACUGCAGAAACAGGAGCUGGCAAAAUCCCAGGCUUCAGAUCCUGGAAAUCUUGCUGGAGGGCUUCAGGUAAAGGCAGACGCGUCCAUCAUGAAGUGGUACCAGGAGUUACAGAAAGAAUGCCAGCAGUGUGUGGCUUCCUUCAGCUGCUUGGCCAGCAGCAAAGACACGCAGGAGAAAAAAAUCAAAAUGGAAUUUCAGAAAUCUGCCACCAUCCCUGUUAGCCAGAUUUCGACCAUCGCAGGUUCUCAGCUGAAGGAGAUAUUUGAAAAAAUCAAUAGCUUCCUUUCGGGAAAGUACGUGCAGUGUGGGGGCCACAAAGUAUCUGUCACGCAGCACCCCGAAGGCCUGGAGUUUGUUUAUUUCAAACUGGCUGAAAAGUUUGUGAAACAAGGCGAAGAAGAGGUAGCCUCUCACCACGAAGCUGCGUUCCCCAUUGCCGUGGUGGCGUCUGGCAUCUGGGAGCUGCACCCCAAGGUGGGCACCCUCAUCCUGGCUCAUUUGCACAAAAAGUGUCCUUACGCCGUCCCCUUCUACCCUGCAAUGAAGGAAGGCACCCCCCUGGCAGAGUAUCAGAGGACCCUUGGCUACCAAGUGAAGGAUGGGAAAGUAGAGCCUCAAGACAACUUUCUAAAACGGAUGUCUGGAAUGAUCCGACUCUAUGCGGCCAUCCUGCAGCUUCAGUGGCCGUAUCAGGAUAAACAAGGGACUCACCCACACGGAUUAAACCAUGCCUGGCGUUGGCUGGCACAGAUGUUGAACAUGGAGCCUCUGGCAGAUGUGACAGCAACCGUUCUGUUCGAUUUCCUGGAGGUGUGUGGGAAUGCUCUCAUGAAGCAGUACCAGGUGCAAUUUUGGAAGUUGCUUCUCCUGAUCCAGGAAGAAUAUUUUCCCAGGAUUGAAGCAAUUACCAGCCCCGGAGAAAUGGGCUCCCUCAUACGAUUCAAGCAAUUUUUAAAGGAAUGCUUACAACGAAAAAACAUUCCUCUCCCCAAAGGCUAUUUGCCACCCUCUUUUUGGAAAUCCUGAGGGUCGGAUCCCCUGGCACUUUUACA
Protobothrops mucrosquamatus (brown spotted pit viper) is the source of this 2138-nucleotide messenger RNA. RefSeq names its product GLE1 RNA export mediator (gene GLE1). The record is from RefSeq and is a predicted model, not a curated record. Gene Ontology annotation, molecular function: inositol hexakisphosphate binding; phospholipid binding; translation initiation factor binding. The transcript has 16 exons. Gene Ontology annotation, biological process: regulation of translational initiation; regulation of translational termination; poly(A)+ mRNA export from nucleus. Bases 1 to 2112 code for a protein of 703 amino acids. NCBI's taxonomy places the organism in Eukaryota, Metazoa, Chordata, Lepidosauria, Squamata, Viperidae. Gene Ontology annotation, cellular component: cytoplasm; nuclear pore; nuclear pore cytoplasmic filaments.